Messenger RNA from Naumovozyma castellii, 1908 nucleotides. It is a transcript of the gene SWI5, whose product is annotated as DNA-binding transcription factor SWI5. The transcript has a single exon. The coding region runs from base 1 to 1908 and encodes 635 amino acids. Lineage: Eukaryota; Fungi; Ascomycota; Saccharomycetes; Saccharomycetales; Saccharomycetaceae. The record is from RefSeq and is a predicted model, not a curated record.
AUGAAUAAUAAUACUAAUUCAGCAGAGGACCUCUGGGGGUCUUUGCAAGAUAGGUUAGGAACAAGCGGGGAAGGUAGAAGUGCGAUAUUACAGGAUCCAUCCGACAUGUUUGCUAAUAAUAUGAAAUACGAUGAUUUAAUGGAUAAUGGAGGAAAUAUGGAAAACUUACUGGAAUUCAACUUUGAUGAAUUUGAUGGUAUGUUGAAUGAAGAUAUGAAGGAUUUGAGUAUUCCGGAAAUGCCCCAAUCUUUCAAGAGAAAUGCCAAUAAUGUGGCGGCGCCUGAUAUUUCCUAUUCAACCAAUGUUUGGAAUGAAUCUAAUCCAACAAUUGAUGAAGAUCCCGUUAUAUUCAAUAAUAUAGAGGACAAAAGCCUUUAUGACCUUGGAGAAAAGUCUUCAAGAUCACAGGAGAAGGAAUCAUCUGCGAUUGGUCAAGUUCCACCUUCCAUUAGCCAGACAUUACUCAGGCAACAGAAGGAAUUGAAAGAGGCAUUGCAAAAGCAAGAAGAAUUAAACAAAAAGUUAGAGAAACAAUUGAAGGAAACUCAAGCUAAGCAAGAAAAACUUGAGCAUCAAUUGGAAACAAAAGAUAUUCAUGAAAGUUCCACUGAACGACUAACUAGUAAUUCAUUAAGCACUUUUGGGAAUGUGGAUAUGAUGAUGGAUGGAUUCUAUGAGGAUAUCCCUUCUUCAAAAGAUUAUGGUUUCUCACCAGCAUCCAUGGUUUCUCCCCCAAUGUCUACUGUGUCGAUGAAUGGGUCACCAAAGAGAAGGCAAGGUAAGUCAAGAAUUGAUUUAGAAAUGACAGGUAAAAAUAGCACAAAGGGCUAUCGGAAUAUGAAACAGCAAUUGGUCUCACCGGCGCUUUCUAUGGCAGAUAGCAGUGUUAGCAGACGAAAUUCAAUUACAUCUCCCUACCUUCCAGCGGCUUCCGAACUAAAUAGUGGUGAUGCAAUCGGAUUGGGUAUUCAAUUAAUGUAUCAACCGAAUGAAUCAAAUAGUUAUGACAGGUCAUCGCCAGUAAAUAUUCUACCAACGAUACCAGGCUCUGUAGAAAAUACACCUAUGAGGAAAUCGCAAUAUUUAUCUAAAAAUCUUUAUGAUGAAACCCCCGUUAAGAUGGAUUUGCCCGUACAAGAUACAACAGAUAAGCUUUUUACUGAUUCUAUGAUGACACCGCAAUUAAAACCACCUGAAUUGGGAUCUAGAAGAGGAAGUUGUUUUGGUGAUUUAAAUGAAGAUAUCAAUGAAGAUUCUUUCGGGGAUAUCUUUAAUUUGGGAACGACACCAUCUCCAGUUUUAAAAUCUCAAAAGAAAAGUAGAAGUAUUUCUCCACAACGUGAGCAUACAUUUGAUGAAUCUUAUCUAAGCACUUCCAGUAGUCCGGUGAAGAUAACGAGAAAAUUGACAACCCUACCGCCUGGAUCAAUUGAUCGAUAUGUUAAAGAAUUACCAGAUAAGACAUUUGAAUGUUUAUACCCCAAUUGUGGAAAGCAUUUCAAAAGAAGAUACAAUACACGCUCUCACAUACAAACUCAUUUGGAGGAUAGACCAUAUGCCUGUGAUUUCCCUAAUUGUGAUAAGGCUUUCGUUAGAAAUCAUGAUCUAGUGAGACAUAAGAAGGUGCAUUCAGAGAAAUCAUACGCUUGUCCAUGUGGUAAGAAAUUUAAUAGGGAAGAUGCUCUCAUUGUGCAUAGAAGUAGAAUGAUUUGUGCCGGUGGUAAGAAAUUUGAUAAUGUGGUGAUAAAGAGAUCUCCAAGAAAGAGAGGGAGACCAAGAAAGGAUGGCUCCAGUAGUGUCAACAACAGUCCGGUGAAAGAGAGCAUCCAUAGAAAUACCAAUGGACAAAUCGUAUUCAAAAUGGAAAAUCAGCUAAGAGUUGGGAUAGAAAAGGAAGUCCGCCAAUAA